GCUAUUUUGAAUAUUGGAGUUUUAUGAAGAUAAAUAUUUCUGAAAGGUCGAAGAAAUUAAGCCACACGUAUGAAAGGAGAAAUGAAAGUCAAUUGCUUGGUGAAUUUUUUACAGUUGAUUUUUUUGGCUUGACCGAAUUUGGCGACACAAGAGACAGAAUGCAGGGACACAGCCGAAGCAGUUCGGAAGUGGAGGUUGCGCAAAUGCAGCCCAUAAGCACGGCUGGCUAAUAGACCAGCAUAGCCCAAGCCUGCCCCCGACAUCCCACAGCCAGACACCAGAUUCGUGAGUUGGCGUGACAUGGAUGUAAGUUUUACGAACGUAUUGGAGGGGGCUCGCCAGUAUUUUCAGGGACUGCCCGCGCCAAGUGUGAACGUUGGGUCUGGUUCGACUGAAAACGAUGGCUAUAAUAGCCAGACAAAAGCCGCAACGCCGGCUACCAAUGACACAAGGUAUGAUGAGAAUAAAUCUGAUAACAGAGAUAACAGUCACCUUAAUGACUCGUAUUGGAACUCAAGCGGUUCAAAUGAGCUACGUACAAUCGAGCCAUAUCCUCCGCAACCGACGCGAGUCGAAGUACCAGACACCAGGCCUGACGAUAGACCCGAGCAUAACGGCAGUCCUGGGAUUAGUUUGACAGAGAUGCAACCACCAAGUAGGCCCCAAUCUCAGAGACAGGACCAGCAGAAUGUCAAUUCUGUCAUUAAUCCGUCUCCAGUGAUACACCAAAUGGAACCGCCACUGAAACCACAUUCUCCUCCAGUCUAUCAACAAUUAAAUAACGUACCAAGAUCUUCAGCUUAUCGAGCAUCUGACAUGCUCAAUUCACACUCGACUUAUCAGCCAAAUGAACGUCCCACUUCAUCUCCUAUUACUCAGAGAACUCAGUAUUAUCCUAGAUAUCAUCAUCCGGAUAUUACAAAGAGUGCUCCAGCGCCCUUUUCGCAAAAUUCUGUUUAUCAAACACCACAGCCAACGACGUCAACAUCAUCGUCAACCACUCCACAUCAACCUGUCGCGACUCGAACUAAUCCUCCAGAGCAAGAUAAUUCUGUCGCUUUAUCACAUCGAUCAACAAAUCAACAAGAUCAACAGCCACAGUCACAAACUGCAAAUGUUUAUCCGGUGUAUCCAGCCAUAAAUAAUCAUGAGCAACCGAGCCGUCCAAGUGGAUUUUCAAAUUCUCAAACUCAAAUGCAACAAUUGCGUCAUCCAGCUGAUGGCACGAGUGUCCAUUCUGUUCCAGCAUCAUCGAAUAAUCCUUGCAGUCCUCGACACACUGGUCAGAGUUAUAUUCAGUCUCCCCACAACCAUCCUGGACAUAUUACGUCGCCACAUUUACCGGUAGCUUCUGUACCACCUCCAUCAUCGCUAUCUUCAAUUCAUGCAGUACCUCAACAGCAAGAACAUCCACCAUCACAUCAGCACCAUCAACAGCAACCUUUAGCUCAACCACCACCUCCACAACAACAACAACAACAACAGCAAUAUCAACAACAACCACCACCAUCUUCUCAACAGCAACAUCAUGCACCUCAGCAACAUCCGAUUCAACAACAUUCUAAUCGGAUAAAUACAUCCUCUCAUGAAAUGACUUCUUAUUCGAGUCGAGUGACGAACCCGUACCCUAGUUCUCACUCUUCUCAUAAUUCAGCGAUGAGUCAACAACAAAUGCCACCACCACAGUCAUCAUCGUCAAAUUAUCAUCCAACAGCUUCACCUCACGAAUUGAAUCAUCAUGCAAGUCCAUCACCACAGAGACAAUCACCGCACGUUCCAAUUGUGCACAAUCCACAUGCUAUUUCCCCUCAUCAUACUCCCUCGCCCCAUCACACACCCUCACCUCAUCAUACACCUUCACCUCAUCACAAUCCUUCCCCACAUACAACUGCUAACUUUCAACCCCACUCUCCCACAUAUCCUCCUCCCCCUCUCCCUACUCGGCCAUCAGCGCAUCCGUAUGGCAUUACAGCAGUAGCUCAGCAUCAUCGACCUGCAGCUAGUUAUCCAAAUGUGUAUCCACCACAUCAGUCUUCAUACCAUUCGUACCAGAAGAGUAUGCAAAGUGGAGUUUAUCCACAAGCAUCUAGAUCACAAUACGGGCAAUCUCCAGUACCGUCAUCAAUACCACCGCCAUUGCCACCACCUCCACCGCUGCCACCAUCGAACGCUAGUAAUCACAUCAAUGGGAUCUCUUAUCUUCCGCCACCGACUAAGCCUACUGUACACAAUGGCGCUGAUCCGAAGAGAAGCAGCUUUUCUACAAACCAAAUCAACUCCUAUAAUUCAUAUAGAAUGCCAUCAGCAGUUCAAAGGAAUUCUAAUACGCACAAUUUACCAAUUACUGCGGUGUCAUCCUAUCAUUCCAACAAAAGUUCGCGUGAAGCAGUAGGUAAAACACAGUCACUAUUGAGACAUCGAACACCAUCGAUUAUCGUACCUAGAAGUUCGUCAGGUGUAUCGCACUCUACUAUGUCUGUUCAUACUAGCAGAGCUCCAGAUUAUACGCUUAAUACUUCGUAUGGUAAUCACUCGACAGCUACCACGACUUCCGGUUACAGUGCGCAAAUGAGCCAUCGGAAUUAUGCAACAACUGUAGCUCCCAGUCAUCACAGUAAUUCUUCUAGUACUACAACCGUUACAUCGAUUAACUCAGACAGUCGACCUGCUGCAUCAACUGCCGUCACAGUUCAUGCACGAACGUCUUCCGAUUCAAAUAAUCGAUCAUAUCCAUCAUCACAGCCUCCUAAUAAUAACCAUAAUCCGGGAUAUAAGGAUUAUUUAUACUCAAAUUCUUCAUCGGUAAUAAGUCAACCGAGCCAACCUGUUUCGAGAGUUUCUCCAACGCCUCCUCAGGUCAAUGGAUUACCUUUGAGAAAACGAGAGUCACCACUGGACUUGUCAGUCAAAACAAUCAAGACUUCAGCUGACUCUACCGCUCGUGACGACUUGGAUAAUGGAUCUGCGGAUAAGCAAGUCAGCUCAAGUGUAGGCAAUUCAAGAAUCAGUAGGAGUAUGCCCCCACCACCUGUUCAACCAGCCGAUGUUCCUUACGUCACGUACGACUCGAGGAAUAAUGUGAGAAAUCCAAUGGCUGCGAAUUUACGACCGUCGACUCCACAAAUGCCAGUUUGUGCACCUAAAGUUGACUUUCUUCCCAAUUUCAACUCGACACCAGUUCGACAUCAUCCGCCAAGCCAGCCAAAUCAUGUCGAAAAUCCUCUUAGACGUAGUAGUUCACAAAAACUUUAUGUCCCAUCGACGCCAACACUGCAGAAUUCGAAUUCAAUGCCAUUACCUCACAUGUCGACAUUCAAAAAAUCUUCACUGCCUAACACUCCAUUGUAUAAUAAUAAAAUGUCGUAUCCGUCAGCAAGUGAAAUGACCAACAUACGUCCAACAUCGCGAUACUCAUCAAUGGAUCCAGCUAGACCAACACUGCCAGUGCAUGAGUAUCCAUCUGACAUUAAUAAGUAUUAUUUGGAUAGUAGAGGUAAACAUUCGAUUCCACAAGCGAGAGAUCGUGUUGCAUUAAAGCGUCCAAGCGAGCCCAUUUAUAUGGCUGGUGGUAGUGAACCAAGCAAACAACCACGUGUAGAUAAUUGGAAGCUAGCCAUUGACAAAGAAAUCCAACAAAAACUUGAAGCAGCUCGUGUGCUUCAUGAACAACAAAAGAGGCAUGAGAUGACCUUGCCACGGGCAAUGCCAAAUGGAACAUUGGUUUCACCGUCUUCGUUUAACCAGAGGGACAAUCCUUGCUCUCCAACUCCUAAAAGACAUCCAGCUUUCUGUGAUAAACGGACUUACCCGGAGUCCAAGAUCUCUCUAGACUCUGGAUCCUACAUUCAUUCGAAUGAAAAGUCAACUGGUGCUUCACUGUCGACAGGACAACCGACAACUAGUCAAGUGGCUUAUCCUCCUGGCUACCGACAACCUCCGAGAUCACCUUAUAGUACUCAACCGUUAGAUCAACCAAGUAAUACUGGUGCUGAUAAAAGAGUUCUUAGUUUACUCAGAAAUAGUUUAGAAAAUAAACAGCAAAGAGAAGAACAACUUAACAGUCAGCAACCUAUUUUGGUUAAUCACAGCCAGCAAAGCUUCCAAAAUAAAGUCGUAGCGCCAGUAGAGCCAAAGACUAACAUUGGUAGACACAAUCUCUCGCCGUUUACUGCAGCAAGUUUGUUAGAGCGUAACAGCAAUACUCCACCGCAUUACAAGUUCCAUGUGCCGAGGGCGGUAGACUCUAUCACUCAAGAAACCCCCCGUAGCUUGUAUGCCUCAAGAGUAAACUCAUCUGCUACGCUACCAGCAGGCAAGGAGGCACUGCUGGCUCCACGAGAACUUGAGAAUCAAAUUCAUCGUGAUAAGGAUGAUAGCCUUGCAGCCAUUCUAGCAGCCAAGAUUCGCACUAAGGCCGAGUUGAAACAGGUUGGAACUGGUCAGUUUACUUCGAAACCGGUGUCACUAUCUUCACAAGAUAUAUCCGCAACGCCAAGCGACUUUGAACGCGUGGCUUCAACGUCUACUCCACAGUCGAUAGCUUCAUCAGCAGGCAGUCCGCCAAAAUUAACUUGCGAGAAAGCCGCAUGUUUACCUCCUCGACGUAGAUUAUUUUCGCGGUGUGAAGAAGAAAAUAUGCCUGUCGCCGCAACAACGCCAGCAGCAGCUCCAAUCCCUGUAGUAGCAUCUGUAAUAGCUGCAAGAACAAGUGGCUUCCGUAGUUCCUCAGAAACCUCAGUGUUCGAUUUUCGUGAUAGUGACUCCGAAGGAGAAAUGCCGGUCCUUGAACGGCAAACACUCGAAGAGAUGCGAAGAGACCGGAAACAAUUGUCGAAAGUUCAACCGCCUGUACCUCUUGAUGAUGCUAUGUGUAUAGGAAUGACAUCGUGCAAUGAUCUCGUUAAAAUAGAGCUUAAGGAGAAUGACAAUAUUACUGAAGUGGAUCCUUUGUGGUCAGCAACCUGUGAUAAAUUUAUGGAACAAUUGAGAAGUGGUGAUGCUGUAAAGAAACGUGGGCGUAAAAGAAAAAUGGGUGAUAAUUUAAAGUCUGAUGAUGUUGACGAUGAAAGUAAAGACAGUAAUUCUCGGCUUUCAGAUAUAAUAAUUAAAACUGAAGAAAUUAAAAAAGGAAUAAAUGAUGAUGAGAUAGUUAAUAAAAAUGUUAAGGAACCUGUUGAUGAGACAAAGACUAGUAAAAAUGAUUUGGGUGAUGCAACAAAAUCAAACACAGAUGUGAAACCAAAACAAGAGGUAGAAGAAGAGGAAGAAAUAGAGGAAGAGAAACAUGAGAAGGAAGCGGAGGUGGAAGAGGAAGAGGAAGAAGACGAAAAAGAGGAUGAAGAGGUAGAAGAUGAUGAAAGAAAUGGCAAUAAUUCUGAUGAUGAAUCUGAAGAAUUUAAUCCUGUAAAACGUGUAAAUAAAAAGAAAGGAAAGAAAGAUGAUAGUGAUAUAGAUGAAGAAAUAAUAGUUAAAAAACGACAGAUUCGAAGAGGAAGUAGAAUUAAAUUAGAAUCAUCAAGUGCAAGUGAAUCUUCUAGUGGGGAUGAUAGUGAUGGUAGUGUAGAAAUUCCUAAAGGAUCUUCAGUAGCUCAUAGAUUACGGGCUCGAAAACGAUCUGGUAUUGGAGGAGCUGGAGAGAAUGAAGGUAUGAAAUUACGUUCAAGAGACACAGGAGUCAAGACAAAAGAGGAAAAGACUCCAAAAACUCCGGCAAAAAAUAAUUCAUCUCAAAAACCGAAACCUAAGCCAUUGUUUGGUGAUGGAAGUGAUUUUAGACCGGGUUGGGAAGAAGAAGUAUAUGUAUAUAAAAAAUCAUUAAGAAUGCCUCCACGUUUAAUAAGCGUCUCAAAGCCAUCUAGAUUCCACCGAUUAUCAACGUCUCUACCAGAUUUAGAUCCCGACUCCCCGGCACUUUCUGUGUCGAUGGAUAGUUCAGAUGUUUGUCUGCGAAAACGUACUGCUGAUAGUGAUCUCGACUCUAAUUACAGUUUCAGUAUUGUUGGAAGUGGAUUAGGUAGUAAAAUCGAUGAUGAAGAAGCCACUUCAUCUACUACCAUAUCAUGUCCUCCCAAAACGACAAGUUCAAGACAAACAAGAUCUGAGUCGAACUCUAUUGUUGAUCUGCUAGCUCGAAAAGUCGGAGGUAACAGCAAAAAAGAUGGUAAGAAAAAAGUGAAAGAUAAGUUUGAAAAAAGUGGCAAUAAAGUAUUGCCGAAGGGUAGUAAUGAACCGGAACUGUUGCCAACUCCGAGUUUUACUCCACUUUUAAAAAAUGAUAGUCCAUCUAAGGCUAAGGGAAGAAUACCGAUGAAAAAUAAUAAAUCAUCCAAGCUAAUUAAUGCACCAGAUUCUUAUCUGCUAGGCUAUUUCCGUAAAGAGACUGUUAAUAAUUUUAGAGAUACAUUUAAAAAUAAUUACGCACUGCCUAAUGAAUUUUCAACGUACGUUCUCAAAAGUAGAACAAGAACAGAGACAAGGGUGAUGAAGAAAGAAGCUACUAUAAGAGAAGUAUUCGGUGAAGAUCGUCCAGCAUCAGCUCCUCCUAUGCAAAAUCAUGCUGGUGAUACCUCGCAAGAUGAUGAUUCUCAAACGGAAACUAAAGACAUUAUAUUAGGUAGAACUAAGACAUUAAAACAGAAGGUUGUUAAUCGAUUAAGAAAUGUCGGUAUUUUGAGAAGUAAUAAGGCUAUUCUUAAUUCUAAACGACAUUUUUUAACUGCUCAAAGACGGAAAUAUUUAUUGAAAUCACUGACGGAGAAGAAAUUACAGAAUUUAAAGAAAGAACCGGAAGUUGAGGAAGAAGAAGUUGCGCAAGAUGAGGAGGAUGACGAACAAGAUGAAGAUGAAACGGAAGUGAAUGAACCUAAUGUCGAUAAUAAUAACGAUGGAACGGAGAUAUCGAGUAAAAAGAAACUUAAAUUGCGCACUGGACGUCGGAAAUUUCGCUCCGGAUUUGAUUACAUUCGUAAGAAGAAAAAACCGUUAAAAAAGGAUGAAACAACAUUAAAAGAACGGAAAAAGACGAUCACACGACCGAAUGCUGAGUGCGUUGCAGAUAUCCAGUCAGAAAUCAGAACUUGGGUUAUUAAGAAAGGAGUUGGAGAAACUAUUCUACACCGUGCUGCAAGACUUGGUUAUGCUGAUGUUACUGCAUACUGUUUAGAAAAGUUAAACAGUCCUCCAAGUCCCAAAGAUAAUGCCGGAUAUACUCCACUUCAUGAAGCUUGCGCUAAAGGACACUUAGAAAUUGCUAAACUUUUACUUGCAUAUGGAGCUAAUGUUAGUGAAAGCGCAAAUGGUGGAAUAAGACCUCUUCAUGAAGCCGCAGAAAAUGGUGCUACUGAACUUGUAAGACUUCUACUUUCAUAUGGUGCUGAUCCAUUAUUAGCAACUUAUGCCGGUCAAACACCAUUAUUGUUGGCCGUGGAUACAGAUGCUCAUCUACUUCUCAAGCAGCAUUUGGAUGACAUUCAAGGCCGUUCAAGUGUUCCUUGGAGUUUCGGCGGCCCUUCUUCCAUAUUUGAUCCCAAGGAGAAUGGAUUUAAUCCUUUGGAUGAUGCUCCUUCACCUGACAGCCCAGAAUCAGAACUUGAUGAAAUAGAGAUAGAAGUAAGCGAAACUAAUCUUCCUGUUCUCUAUCAUAUUUGCUUCUCCGACGAAAAGUGGGUGCUUACCCAAGAUUUGAUGGCUGCUUUAAAAAUAAAGAGUCGUGAUGCUUUAUUGAAACAAUUGAAUCCAAAAGCACCAAUGGGGCCCCCCGGAAUUGUACAUCAUAGUAUCUAUAAGGAAUUUACACUCGAAGAAUUUUUCGAAUUUGUAAAAUGCUGUCAUGUAGCAAAUGCUGGUCAAAAAAUAAAUGUACGGAGCUCCAAAAUAAGUUUUAUUCAAUACAACGAUAAAGUUAGGUCACUGUUAAACGUCGAAAAGGUUGUGAUCAAUUUGAGGUGACAGGAGGCGUCAUUGGAGAGUUCAUCUCUUCAAAGUACGCCUUCGACAUCGAUUUCGGGAAAAUCUAAAGUUAAAUCCGUGAAUAAAGCUCUAUUUAAAGAAACAUUGAAGCGUGACAAGUUGAAAAAAAAAUAGCUCAUAGGAUUACUUUUAAAAUAAUUCAAUUAAUUAUAGUAAUAAACUGCGAUAGUGAUUAAUUAAGAACUUUCAAUAAUGCGACAUUCAAAUGUCUUUUAGUUAUGUUUUUAUUAUGUAAAUUGAUAUUUAUUUUAUUUUAUUUAUAUAAUUUUCUGUAAUGAUUUAGAGUAAAUGGUGCAAAAGAAAUUAGGAAACAAUAAGAAGGUGCAAUGUAAUUACUCCGAGUGUCAAAUAAUGAAUGAAUAGUUGGUAAUUAAUAAAUAGUUAAGUAUCAACAACAGCGACUUGAAAUUGUUCGAGAAUAUUUAUUGGAAAAAUUGUAAUUUUUAAUAUUAUAAUAAUGAUCUAACAUUAUAUGCCUCGGCGGCUGAUUAAUUAAGAAUUUUAAUCUAACGCUUUCAUUAGAGAAAAACUGCCGCUAUGACAAUAGAACUCACGUAAAUGUUAUUAUAAAAAGAUUUGCUAGAAACUCCUUUGGUGAUAAAUAAAUAAAUUUUAUUGAUAAAUGAAGAAAGAUUGACAAAUUUAUUGGGUAAUUGUGGCAAUAUAAAUAUGGAUAUAUAAAUACAGAUAACUAUAAAUAAAAUAAAAUGUUAAUUGUAAUCAUAAAAGGACAAUGAUAAAUCUUUUUAUCAUAACAGCGACCGUGGGUUGUUAUUUCGUGAAGGAUCAGAAAGAUAAGGGGUAAAUAAAACCACUACUAUAACCAAUGUUACCCAACAAUUAUUAUUUAUAAUAGGUUGAAAUUGUAUUUCUUAAAUAAUUGAGUAAAUAAUGCAAUUAUUAUUAGAUAUUUUAAUAACGACUAAUCAAGUGUUUUAUAUGUUAAUUUCGGUGCAACGCGGCAUUUAUAAAUUGGGAAGUGCAAUUCGACAGUUUAAAUAUUUUACAUUUAAUACUUUUUAUUGAAAAAAACUGUUGAUUUUAAACCAAUUAAUUCAAUUAUUGAUUAAUUCAUAAUGUUUUUAUUGAUCCGUAAAAUAUUUAUUGUGCAAUAAAGUUAACAGCUUUUAUUGAAAGUGUUUGCGCAGGAAUUUUAUUAUUGGUCGCGUGUUGUUACGACUUAUGUUUAAUGACAGUAAGACCCUUGUAUUAUACAAUAAAUUUAUUAAUAAUUUUAUCGAAAAAAAAUUUUUUAUCAAUUUUUCUCAUGUACUUAUAGACUUUACUUCAAUGUCAAUUAAAAAUUUCAUUUAAUGACUGCAAAAAAGCUCUAGUUGAAAUGUAAUUAUUUCGCAAGCUUGUAAUUAUAACGAAAAUAAAAACUAUUGUAAUUAUCAUUAUUGCUUCGCUGUAGCAAAAAAUACGAUUAAAAUAAUAAUCAUCAUUUCAUCUAGAAGAAAGAGGAAAUUUAAAUUGUUAUAAUCAGUCUCAGGGAAAUCUAUAUGUAAACUCGAUAGCUAUACAUAAAUUAAUUGAUAUGAUUAAUUAAUAGGACUAACUUUAUGAAACAUAUAAUAAACGUGACAAAUGUUUAAUUAUGUAUGUAUGUAUCAUGUAUCACUGUAUAGCAAAUACGAUUAUCUUCCAUGGUUAGAAGACUAUUAUAUAGUGCACACGAGGUUUAUAUAAUUUACUGAUUGUAUUGGCAGUUGUAAAUACCAACUAUUUUGUGAAGUUACACAAAGGAAGAAACAUAAUAUACAGAUUAAAGAAGGAAAAAAUUAAAAAACGUUCCAUUGAAAUAAUUUUAGUAAUUCUUAUGACAAAUUGUAUGUAAUGUAUGUAUCUAAUGUCAAACAAUGAGAUAAGUGUUAUGAAUUCCUGUUUAUGUAUCAGUUACUUGCUCUCGUGUACGUAGGAUUGUAUUAAUGUUACGUAGAUAAAUGUGAUUUGCUGAACAAAAUUCGCGUGGAUAGGAUGAAUUGCUCGUGUAUAUACAUAAUUUAAAUUAAAAAACUAUCACGCGAUCAUUAUUCGCUUUUUUAAUGUACUAUAAUUAUCCAUAGAUACAAUUGAUGUAAAUUUUUCUUAGAUAUUAAUGAUAUUUCUGCUGAUAUUUAUAGAUUCAGAUAAUAAAUAAAUUGUGUGUUAAUGCUAUUGCUUCAUUAAAUAAAAAAUAAAUAAUUGAA
Messenger RNA from Chelonus insularis, 10157 nucleotides. Its product is annotated as protein piccolo. Gene Ontology annotation, molecular function: protein binding; transcription corepressor activity. Lineage: Eukaryota; Metazoa; Arthropoda; Insecta; Hymenoptera; Braconidae. The record is from RefSeq and is a predicted model, not a curated record. Gene Ontology annotation, biological process: negative regulation of transcription by RNA polymerase II. The transcript has 11 exons. Gene Ontology annotation, cellular component: nucleus. Bases 301 to 7947 code for a protein of 2548 amino acids.